This is a messenger RNA of Trichomycterus rosablanca, 7697 nucleotides long. It is a transcript of the gene prr12a, whose product is annotated as proline rich 12a. NCBI's taxonomy places the organism in Eukaryota, Metazoa, Chordata, Actinopteri, Siluriformes, Trichomycteridae. The coding region runs from base 240 to 7535 and encodes 2431 amino acids. The record is from RefSeq and is a predicted model, not a curated record. The transcript is spliced from 16 exons.
CGCGAGAGGAGCGGAGAGGAGAGCGGGGAGGGAGAGGACGGUGCGCGGUCACAGACGUGCAUCACGGCGGGCUGACUCUCACCGAACCCCGGGCUUGAUUUCAGGGUUUAAUCGGCGUCUCGCUUCUUGUGGUUGAAAUGGGAUUAACUGAGAAUGGCCGGUUAGGACGCAGAUUUUAGUGCACGGAUCCUCUCGCACCCGGAUCUGUUUUCUUUCGGUUCUGAUCAUCAGCUGCAGGAAUGGACCGGAAUUACCCGGGUGCAGGGUUCGGUGAUUUGGGCGCAGGAGCCGGAUGGAGCUACGAGCGAUCAGCCAAAGCUAGUUUGGUGUACGGUAGCUCCAGAUCUUCACACCCCGAAUCUGAGCUCCUCCAUCGGCAGGCCUACGCCACACCCCACCCUCUACAGGGUUACGCAACCAACCACCACCCUGGCGGCUCUGGACAGGGCGGGGCCUGGGGUGCGGCUGGACGGAGUCUAGGUCUGUCUGGGUUGUUUGACGCUGGGCUGCACCAUGCCAGUCCUUCAGGUCCAGAUCCUUCUGUUAUGAACCUGAUCUCAGCUCUGGAGUCCCGGGGUCCACAGCCACCGCCCUCCGCGUCCUCUCUUCUCUCCCAGUUCCGCACCCCAUCCUGGCAGACUGCGAUGCACACACCCGCUCCAGCAGAGCUUUUCAUCUCCAGCGCCCUUCCCGGUUCUGGAUCGUUCCCAUCGUCCUCGGCUUUAUCAGCCUACCAACACCCGGCUUCAUUUUCUGGGCGCUCCUUUCCGGGGGUGACCCCCUCACUCUCUCUGCAGGAGACUCCCACCUUCAGCCCCACGUCCAACGGCCUGUUGUCUCCCCAUGAUCCUUUGCUGCACAUCAAGACGCCCUCCCAGUCGAGUCUCGACUUCGAUCGCCUGCUGUCCGCUCAGGGUGCUGCUGCAGCCUAUCGCGGUAGCCACGACCCUAGCGGAGGCGGCGGCGUCAUUCCGGCCCAGGCGUCCUCGGUGGCUUCGGCCUCCGCUCGGCACCUGCAGACCCACCAGUUCAACCUGCUGUCCUCCCAGCUUCAGGACCAGUCCUCCCAGUUAUAUGGUGCGUCUGUGUUCUCGUCUGCCCCGCCUCAACCGGCUUCCCAGGAACGGACCAUACCACGACAGGACAGUGUCAUCAAACACUACCAGCGUCCCUCGCCAGCGCAGGCGUCCUCCUCCACGCCCCAUCCCCUCCAGCACUACCUCAGCUGUGGAGUGUCUGGUUACCAGCAGGCCCCUCAUCCUCGCCAUGCUAGCCUGUCCUGCAGCCCACUGGGAGAGCACAGUCCAUCCUCUGACCACAAGCCCUCCCCCAGAACAGAGCAAUACAGACCUAUCAUCCAACCUUCUUAUGGAUCUUCUUCAUCCUCAUCAUCUGCUGGACCAGGGAAAGGGUCAAAAAGCAGUUCCAGCAGUGGCUACUCCUCAUCUGGCUCUGGCUCCUCCACCAGAACUCCCCAUACACCACCUUCCGCAUCCUCUGCCUCAUCCUCGUCGUCGUCAUCCUCCUCCUCCUCUGCUUCUGCUACUGCACGCCAGUCUAAUUCUAUUCCAACCUCAAGCUCUGGAUCUGCAACCUCUCGGCAGCAGCCGCCAACCCAGUCUGUGCCGCCUGCACCACAGACGCACUCCCAGCCGCCUCCUAGCACUUCGAACAACUCUCAGCAGACCCUUUCUAAGGCGUGUCUCUCAGGCUACGGCUCCCCAGUAGCUCCAGUUAAGUCGUCUAGCAGCUUGACCGGCCAGACCCCACCCCAACAGCAGCAGCAGCCUCAGUCUUUCUCCCCAAACCAGCCCCCAUCACACUUACCUCAAUCAUAUGGAGGGUUCAGUUCCCCACAGACCCAUGAUCUGCCUUCAGCCAGGACCUCUGGAGUUGCGAAAGGCUAUGGAAGUCUUGGGAGUCAGUCGUUUUCAGCAGAAUCAGUGUACGGGACAGAUUCAGGGUAUGGGUCCCUGCCUCCAUCACUAGGUGGAGCUGGAAGCCCAUCGAUGGGCUAUACUGGCUCGGGACACUCUCCUGCACUCCUAUGUUCAGGAGCAAGUGGGGGAGCAGCUAGUGGAAGCAGUAACGGAGGAAGUACCAAUACAGGAGGUGGAAGUAGUGUGGCUGGAGGAGGAUCUUACCACAUCCCAGAUUCCAGUCCAUCUCCAUCAGGCAACCCUGGAAUCGUACGCCCAAGUCUGCACUCUCCUGCUCCCUCACGACCCGCCCAGUCACCGGUUGGGACAGGAUCAAACAAAUAUCUAUCAUCAGUUCUCUCCCCUUCCUUUUUGCCCUCACCUCAAGGAUACCCCGAUACUCGAGGACCAAGAUCACAGAACUACCAUCCCUCUGCUCCCCCUAAGACCAAGUCUGAUGCCAGCCUACUCGGAGUCCCGGAGUCUCGAUCACAGCAGGAUGAUGACGACGAUGCAGAUUUCCUCAUCCAACAUCUACUCCAGGCUCAAAGUCCUACUCCUCAAGCAUCCCAUCACCUUCCAGCUCAAAGCCAUCAUUCCUCACAGCCUUCUCAGCAGCCCCCGGUUCUUACCCCUCAGGAUGGGAGCAAGGGAUUGUCGUACGAGAUGGGCAAGAGCUCAGAGGAACGAUACCAUCUUCAAAGCGUGAUUCGGACUCAUAGUGCCACGUCUAAUGCUCCGGGGUCUGGAGCAGGGAAUGGAGCGGGCCUGGACGGUCAGCUAGAAAUGUCUUUAAAGAAGCAGCAACAUCAGCAGCAGCAGCAGCAGCAGCAACACAAACAUCAACAGAAGAGCAGCAGGUCUGUCGCAGACGGAGGAGGUCGAGGAAGCGCCGAUCAAACCCAUGCUCAUCACCACCAUGACUCGAUUGACUCGGUGGUCCACUACGGUCGGGGUGACCCUUAUUCCCAGCACUCUAUCCCUCAGCAUUCUUCCUCCCACCAUCAACACACCCCUCAUACACCCACGCACUCUCACCUGCACUCCCACAUGGAUCUUCAGAAGAAGUCCCAGGAUUCUGCAGACAUGGCUUACAUUCGCAAGACUCCAGACCUGCAGCACCACCAUCACCAACAGCAAACGGCUCACCACCAGUCUCAUCAGCACCACCAACAGCAGCAUCAGACUCAGUCCCAAACCCUGAUGGAGUCUCCAACCGACCAAUCGCGUCAGCCUCCUCAUUUGUUACAGUCCGUGCUGUCCCAUACCACCCGGAGCAAAAUCGACUCUCAGCAACACCCUGCCAGCCAGCAGACGCUGAUGGAGGCAGCCGGGGGCAUCGCGGCGACUGAACCCCAUUCCCAGACACAAGCGUCCCAGCUACAGCUUCAGCUCCAGAACCAGUCCCUGGAAGCUGGUGGUCACUAUGGUCAACAAGACCAAAGCCAUUCUAAAUCGGCCACGGUGUCCUCUCUGGAUAUGCUCGAGCGUUCUCUUUCUCGGGCUUCGAGCCAGGAUGGUGGCAUGGUCAACGACAGGGCAGGAAAUGAGGCUAGCAGAGGAAACUCUGGAGCUGGAAGUGGAGGAAGUGUGGAGAGACACAGAUCACAGGAUCAACAGCGACUUCCAUCGCAUCAUCCUUCCCAGCAUCAUCCCUCAGAAUUACAUUCAUAUCUCUCUGAGCCAGAUCUGGGUCUGUCCACCCCAUCUCACGGGCAUCAUCUUUCCCACCACCACCAUCAGUCUCAGCAAACCCCUCAAGGUCCUCAACAUCCCAACUCCCAUCACCAACAUGCUCACCCCCAGCAUCCAGCUCAACAAGAGCAGCCACACCCGUCUCACUCCCACUCCUCUCAGCUUUCUCAGCCUCAGCUUGAGUCGCAGCAUCAGCCGGACCAUCACUUCGAUGCUCGAGGUUCUGCCGUGAAAACAAACUCGAACCAGGACCAGAGGUUCGUUCCGUUAACGUCCAUAUGUUUCCCGGACUCUCUGCUCCCAGACGAAGAUCGUUCCUUCUUCCCAGGCAUGGAGGACAUGUUCUGCCCGGAGGAGUACAAGUCCAGCUGUUCUGGAGAAACAAGUCAAGGUCAGGAUGGAGUCGCGCAGGCCCAGCCGGGAGAGCAGGGCAUAGAGGGCAUCAAAUCCACUGCAGAAAGUGGAGGAGAUGAUACGGGUGCCAGCUACGAUAUGCUCGCCCAACAUGGCAACCAAGAUUUUGGGCAAUAUUGCCAUGAUCUCUCAGAGCCUGACAGUGGAACCAUGCAUCUGGACCUUGACUCCUUGAAGACUCAUGAGCUCCCGUCUACAGUCAACACUGAGCACCUUGGACUGAUCCAGUCUCAGCCAACCGGUCUCGGAAUGGGAAGUGGUGGGAAUGUCGGAGAAGGAUCUAGUGCCAAGUUAGGUAGUUCUGGAGGUUCAGGUUCUGGAUCAGGAGGGCUUAACACCCCAAUCUUUUGCUCCUCCCGACCCAAAAAGCUCCUGAAGUCCAGUUCGUUUCACCUGUUAAAAGAGAGACCUGAUCCUAAUUCCCUUCCCAAAAAGAGCUACGCGCAGGAGUACGAGUUUGAAGACGACGAGGACAAGGCUGACGUUCCAGCCGACAUCCGACUGAACAGCCGGAGACUUCCUGACCUCAUCCCGGACCUUGUGUCCAGCUGUCGCAAAUCUGGCGGUGGAACUCUGAGUCCUCUGAUGGGUGAUCUGGAUUUUGGAUAUCCGUCUCUUGGUCCCCCUCAACAACUACUGCCUCACGACGGACCAAAAAAGAGAGGCAGAAAGCCCACGAAGCCCAAACGGGAGGGUCCGCCGAGGCCCCGCGGUCGCCCGCGCAUACGCCCCUUGUCCGAGCCCCAUCAUUCUAGAGCCAUGAUAGCAGAGGCCGGGGCGGGGUGCGUUCCUGAACGAGGCAGGGGAAGAGGUCGAGGAAGAGGACGAGGCAGGCGAGAUGAGUCCAUGAUGGAUAAGGAACAGGGUCAGCUGUAUCAGCAGCACAUGCAGCAGCAGCAGAUCCAUCACCAGACACAGCAGCAGCAGCACCAAGAGCCCAUCAAGCCCAUCAAGAUCAAACUUCCUAUCGGUGGUAUGUCGUCUUCUGAUGCCCUCCUGCGGACGGAUUCUUUAUCUGGUACCGACCCUGCCCUCUCGGAUGGUUCUGUGGGCAGCGCCCCUUCUUUAGGGCUGAGCCCAGGGACACCAGGAGACAAAAGCAAGGGUAAAACUCAGGAGAUGGAGGAGAAAGAUUCGGAGAAGACCGGCUUCGUGGAUUCGUUCUUGGAUUUUCUGAAGUCUGGGAAAAGGUCGGCGAGUAGCUCCGGGAACGGGGAUUUAUCUCCAGGGAAGAGCGGAGGAAUCCAUCCCAUAUCUUCUCCGCCGCCACCUCCUCCAGCCCCCUCGGCAUUGUCCGGUUACACCGAUAGCGAGGGCGAUGGGGGGCUGUCUCUGGGUGGGUGCCCGAGCCCCUGCAAGCGUUUGGACGAGGAGCUGAAGAGGAACCUGGAGACCCUUCCAUCGUUUUCCUCAGACGAGGAGGACUCGGUGGGUAAAAACCAGGACCUCCAGAAGAGCAUCUCCUCCGCCAUAUCGGCCCUGUACGACACUCCGCAGCUCAGCACCUCCUCCAUGCAGCCUCCGACUCUACCUCCUCCUCCACCUCCUCCUGCACCCCUCACGCCCACCCAGCAGCAGCAGCAGCCGCCCACUCUCAGCCCUCAGCCCCCGACACACCUCCACUCGCAGCCUCCCCAGCACGUGGACUCCGGAGCACUGUCGAUGGGAGACGCGGCCGAGGAGGAGAGAAUGGACGACGAGGACGAGCGAGAUGAAAGAAUGGAGGAGAGGGAGGCAGAAAUGGAGCUGGGAGGUGGUCCGAAAUUAUCAGACUCACCUGAUGAAGCUCCUCAUGCGGCGGCGCCCAACACGCUCCAACUCCUCUUCCCAUCCUCCCCGACCUCCUCUUCUCCCUCUCCGUCCCCUCUUCCCCCCAUCUUUCUCCCGUCCCCCCUCCCGGGGCUGGAGGACGACCCGAAUCACCCUCUACAGCGGUCUCCGCCCGCGCCCAGCCCUCCCGCUCCGCCUGUACCCGUCCUCUCCCCACCGCGCGCCUCUCCUCGACCCUCGCCUCCUCCCACCUCCAUCCCGUCUCCUCCCGAGCAGCCUGCUCAGGCUCCGCCCUCCCCGGAGGAGCUCCCGGCGGCUCAGAUCCUCCCGCUACACCUGGCGCAGAAGCAGAGCGGCGCGGCCGUCGCCGGGGAGACGGAGGAGGACGACAGCGAGAGCGGAGGGGAGGGCAUCUUCAGAGAGAGGGACGAGUUUGUGGUCCGGAUAGAGGACAUCAAGACCCUCAAGAUGGCCCUGCAGACGGGUCGCGAGCCUCCACCCAUCUGGCGUGUACAGAAAGCCCUGCUGCAGAAGUUCGCGCCCGAGAUCAAAGACGGGCAGAGGCAGUUCUGUGCCACCAGCAACUAUCUCGGUUAUUUCGGCGACGCUAAGAAGCGCUACCAGCGGCUCUACGUCAAGUUCCUGGAGAACGUGAAUAAGAAGGACUACGUGAGGGUCUGCUCCCGAAAGCCCUGGCACCGACCCUCGGUUACACACAGACGGCAGGCGCAGUCUCAGUCGGUCCCGAGGAUGGCGCUGCCCCCUACCAGCCAGACGCCCCCUCAGCCGCCGCGGGACGAGAAGAACAGAGAGCGCGAGAGGGUAAAAGAGAAGCGCGAGGUCCGAGAGAAGAACAACGUCCGGGCGAGGGAGCAGCAGGAGAAGGAACGACUGUCCAAGAUCAAGGAGCAGGAGAAGGAGAAGAAAAUGCCGCCCCCUCCUGCCCCGCCCAGGCUGGAGAGGCAGGGGGCGCCGACCGAGCAGAGGAGGAGGAAGGACGAGAAACGGGCUGCGGGCGCGGAGAGGAAGGCCGAGCGCCCCCCGAAACAGAACCCGGGUAAAGUCAAGGCCGAGCCGCCGCCCAAGAAGAGGAAAAAGUGGCUGAAAGAGAUGCCCUCGUCUUCUGAUUCCGACUCUUCAGCCAGCGAUGAUGAGGUCUCUAUAAAAGCAGGUCUGAACACUCGGGCGAUGCGGGAGAUGUACCGAAGCUACGUGGAGAUGCUGGUCAGUACGGCUCUGGACCCGGACAUGAUCCAGGCCCUGGAGGACACUGAAGAUGAGUUGUACCUUCCUCCCAUGCGUAAGAUCGACAGCAUCCUCAGUGAGCAGAAGAGAAAACUCAUGAAGACGGUCAACAUGAACUCCCAACACCAGGAGGCCCUGAACACGUUCCCUCAGAUCACGGCCGAGCCCACGGACUCCGGCGCUGUGAGGGUGAGGUUUGGUGGCGAGUGCUACAACCGCAAAACCCUGAACCGUGUCAAAAAGAGCGUCCCAAAACCACAGGACCUGAAGGUGUCGACGGAGGCGUGUCGAUUCUACAGCCUGUACCACUCUCUACACCAUUACAAGUACCACACCUUCCUCGUCUGCAAGAAAGAGACUAAUACUAUAGAACAGGCCUCAGAGGAUCCAGGCCAGGAGGAGGUGGUGCAGCAGUGCAUGGCCAAUCAGAGCUGGCUGGACUCGCUCUUCAACUCCUUCCUAGAGCUGAUGAGCCUCGGUGCCAAAGCCUGAAGUCCCCACAGUAAUGAUCCGAAGUAACGAGGGACGGUCGGAACAAAGGACACGGAUUUGUUUUGGCUCAGCACCCCGUCCUCCUCCUUCUCCUUUUGUUCUUACUUGAAGCGCUUCUUAAGACGAUUGUUUUGGAGGGGGGGGGUUGGUGAUGGUGACAUC